Molecule: messenger RNA, 2376 nt
Organism: Eutrema salsugineum
Lineage: Eukaryota; Viridiplantae; Streptophyta; Magnoliopsida; Brassicales; Brassicaceae
Product: probable L-type lectin-domain containing receptor kinase I.5
Exons: 4
Coding region: 5-2257 (750 amino acids)
Biological process (GO): protein phosphorylation
Cellular component (GO): plasma membrane
Molecular function (GO): ATP binding; carbohydrate binding; protein kinase activity
Source: RefSeq, a predicted model, not a curated record
UGCAAUGACUUGUCUGGGGAGGGUCGUUUUCAGUGUGAUAGUUUCAUGUGAGUUUCUCCAACUUCUUCAGGUGACUCUCCUUUCAAAUGAACUGAGUUCAGUUUGUGGAGCUGAGUGGGAUCACAAGAGAGCAUCAUCAAGUUCUCGACAGCCAGCAAAGUUCGAUCAGAGAGGAAAAAGAUCUGCACAGAGAACGAGAACUCUUGUAUUCAUCAGCAGCAUUGGCUCGUGGAUCUCUCUCAUCUGCUUUGUCUUCAACGGCUUUGGCCAAGCGAAUCUUUCUCUUGAUGGGUCUGCUACAUGGCUUACCAAUGGAUUGUUGCAGCUCGCCAAAGAUUCGCAGCAUCAGAUGGGUCAUGCUUUCAUCAAGAAGCCAAUUGGUUUCAGCUCCUCUAAACCACUCUCGUUCUCAACGCAUUUCGUGUGUGCUCUUGUGCCUAAGCCAGGAUUCGAAGGCGGCCACGGCAUUACCUUUGUGAUAUCUCCUUAUGUGGAUUUCUCCCGGGCGCAACCAACUCGAUACUUGGGGAUUUUCAACGCCUCAACGAAUGGAUCUGCCUCUUCUCAACUGUUUGCUGUUGAGCUCGACACUGUCAAGAACUCAGAUUUCCGUGAGAAGAACAAUAACCACGUCGGAAUCGAUGUGAACAAUCCCAUUUCAGAAGAAUCAGCACCUGCUUCUUACUUUUCCAAAACAGAGAAGAAGAAUGUGAGUAUUAGUCUCUCAAGUGGUGAUCCUAUACAGGUCUGGAUUGAUUAUGAAGGAACUUUACUCAAUGUUUCUUUGGCUCCUCUUGAAGCAGAGAAGCCAAGUUUGCCUCUUUUGUCACGACCCAUCAAUCUCUCAGAAGUGUUUCCGAGUAGAAGAUUGUUCGUUGGGUUCUCUGCAGCAACAGGGACAGCAAUCAGCUACCAUUAUCUUCUUGGAUGGAGUUUCAGCACAAACAGGGAGUUCUUGCAGCUACUUGACAUCUCAAAACUUCCACGAGUUCCUCGUCCUAGAGUUGAGCAUAAGAAACCAUACGCUCUAAUCAUCGCUCCGGUCGCUGCUCUUGCUAUCAUAGUAAUAGCUGUUCUUUCAGGAGUUUAUUACCACAGGAAGAAGAAGUAUGCAGAAGUAAACGAACCAUGGGAAAAGGAGUUUGGUACACACCGCUUCUCGUACAAAUCCUUAUACAUAGCAACAAAAGGGUUCCACAAGGAUGGGUUUCUGGGAAGAGGAGGUUUUGGUGUAGUGUAUAGAGGAGAUCUCCCUGAGUGCAAACCUAUUGCUGUGAAGAGGGUGUCUCAUGAUGGUGAACAAGGGAUGAAGCAAUUCGUGGCUGAAGUCGUGAGCAUGAGAAGUCUGAAACACAGGAAUCUUGUCCCACUUCUUGGGUAUUGCAGGAGAAAAGGCGAGCUUUUACUCGUCUCCGAGUACAUGCCCAACGGUAGUCUUGACCAGCACUUGUUUGAUGACCAAACUCCGGUUCUUUCUUGGUCCCAAAGACUUGUGAUUCUAAAAGGUAUAGCCUCGGCUCUCUUUUAUCUCCAUACGGGAGCUGAACAAGUUGUUGUACACCGAGACAUCAAAGCUUCUAACGUUAUGUUAGACGCUGAGUUAAACGGUAGGUUAGGAGAUUUUGGUAUGGCUAGGUUUCAUGACCAUGGAGGCAAUGCAGCCACAACAGCCGCGGUUGGAACUGUUGGGUACAUGGCACCUGAGCUAAUAACUAUGGGAGCUUCCACUGUAACAGAUGUCUAUGCCUUUGGUGUUUUCAUGCUUGAAGUAGCUUGUGGUAGGAAACCAGUGGAACCAGGGCUGGAAGUUGAGAAACGGUAUGUGAUCAAAUGGGUUUGUGAAUGUUGGAAGAAAGAUUCUUUGCUUGAUGCUAAAGAUCCAAGACUUGUUGGAGAGUUCUUACCCGAGGAGGAAGUCGAGUUGGUUAUGAAACUCGGGUUGUUAUGUACAAACAUCGUGCCUGAAUCAAGACCAACAAUGGAACAAGUGGUUCUUUACUUAAACGGGAACUUACCGUUGCCUGAUUUCUCGCCUUAUACACUUGGGAUCGGCUCGUUUACUCCUGUAGUGGUCGAUGCAGCUUCCCUUACAGUCUCGUGCACUUCGAGGAACUGGUCAGCUCCUUCGGUGUCUUCUUCAUCAGCCAACAACUCAAAGGACCAUGAACAGCCAUUGGAAUCUAAGAGCUCUCUAAACGUAGUUGACGAAUCUGAAGACAUUGAGUCUCGUCUCCCUAGGCCAAACAGUGGCAGGUGAUCAAGUUUUGAGUAUCAAGACAGUGAUCUCAUUUGAAGCAGUGUAUUCUCUAGAACAAUCAUAUCUAACUUCUGAAUGUUUUCAGAUCUUGUCUUCGCUGUAUUUUGAGUGUGUUUUGC